This is a messenger RNA of Meloidogyne enterolobii, 880 nucleotides long. NCBI's taxonomy places the organism in Eukaryota, Metazoa, Nematoda, Chromadorea, Rhabditida, Meloidogynidae. The record is from the annotation of a GenBank genome assembly.
AUGAUUUAUUUACUUCUUGGAGCAUUGUGGGUGUCACAAUUUGGAAAUAUUCUUUCCACCGCUAAUCGCCACUCUUCUACAGCCUCGGCAAAAUGUAGUCAACGUUUGUUUGAGGCAAAAGGGAAUCCAGCCCCAGGUUCUAAUGGUUUUAGUAUUGAAGUUAAUGAUGCCCCUCCUGGAUUGGAUGAAUUAAAUGUUGAUGGAGAUGAUGGGUUGGAGGGGUUAAAAUGGAAUAGUAGUGGAAUUCAACCAGAUGGCUAUAUUCCUGGCAAGCAUUAUGUACUUACUGUUCGUGGAUGGAGAACACAAUUUAUUGUUCAAACAUUUCGCGGUUUUGGGUUAACAGCUCUAUUUGAAGAUACUGGUAAAGCUGCUGGACAUUUUGAUGUCAAAAAAAAUCGAAAAGGCCGCCGUGGAGAUGCUAGAAUAGCUCCGAAUUGUCGGCAGGCAGGUGUUUCACAUACACAUUUAAGACCAAAAACAGAAGUUAGAAUACUUUGGAGAGCGCCGGAAACUGAUGCUGGGGGUUGUAUUUUAUUCAGAGCAAGUGUUAUUCAAUCAAGACAAGUUUGGUAUUGGCUAGAGAAUGAAAUGACGAGGAAAUUUUGUCCAGCAGGUAUCUAGACCAAGGAAUGUUUCUAUUGUUGCCUCUUUCUUAUCGGUCCCUAAUAUACCAAUUCCACUUCUAACUGUUCUUUCUGGUGUUUGAUCUAUUUUUCUCUUCACAAUUUCCUCAUGUUUUUUAUAUCCAAGUCCUCAGGUAUCCUACCUCAAUGAGUUUUUUAAUAAAGGGAAGAAAGACCUUAAAAGAUUAAUUAAAAAUAGAGGGCCAUCAACUAGCUGUACCCAAAGACGAUCCAAAUGCGGAAUGCUGUGCUUG